Molecule: messenger RNA, 1047 nt
Organism: Camellia sinensis
Lineage: Eukaryota; Viridiplantae; Streptophyta; Magnoliopsida; Ericales; Theaceae
Source: RefSeq, a predicted model, not a curated record
GCAAACAAAAAGACCACCUCUCGUGGGGAGCAGGAUCUAGUAUUAGAAAACAGGAAAUCAUCUACCAAACUACCUGGCACUACAAAUAGGGCGCCUGGGUUGAGUUUUCGAACUGAUGGAAAAUCAAGCAAUAUUGCCAUGGAUCUGCAGUUUGAGGAACGUGUGGAAGCAGUUAAAAGGUCUGCACUUGAGCAGAAAAAGAUUGAUGAAAGUAAAGAAUACAGAGCAAUUGACUAUGAUGCGCCAGUUGAAUCAGACCCUAGUACAAUUGGACUUAGUACUAAGAUUGGAAUAGGAGGUGCUAUUGUAGUCUUCGGGUUGGUUUUCGCUCUUGGAGAUUUUCUGCCGACAGGAAGCGAUAGUCCCAUUGAGGAGGCCACGAUUGUCAAUAGUAAACGCUCAGAAGAAGAGAGAACAAAUCUUCAGACUAGGCUUCAACAAUAUGAGGCAACGCUUGCUGCCUCUCCAGAAGAUCCAGCUGCACUUGAAGCAACAGCAGUAACAUUAGCAGAACUAGGAGAGUAUACUCGGGCUGGCUCUUUGCUGGAGGAUUUGACCAAGAGGAAAGCAAAUGACCCUGAUGCUUUUCGUUUGCUUGGAGAAGUUAAAUAUGAACUCAGAGAUUAUGAUGGGAGUGCUGCUGCAUAUAGGAGGUCUGCAAUGGUGUCUAAAACCAUUAAUUUUGAAGUUCUACGUGGCCUUACAAAUGCAUUACUUGCUGCUAAGAAACCAGAUGAGGCUCUUCAGGUCCUUCUGGCCUCUCGCGAACGUUUGAAUAUAGAAAAAUCAAAUGAUGCUAGCAUGAAUGCUGAUAGAAGUUCAUUGGAAACAGACUCACAGGCGGUGGAUCCAAUCCAAGUUGAAUUGCUUCUUGGAAAAGUGUACUCAGAUUGGGGCCAUAUCAGUGAUGCUUUAUCUGUCUAUGAUCAACUCAUAUCUACCCACCCUGAUGAUUUUCGGGGUUACUUAGCAAAGCCUCCUACACAUACGAUUACAACUCAAAUGCUAUACAAUACACGCGAAAUCAGAUGAGGACGCAAAUUGAUU